UUAUUUAUUCAGAUAACCUUUGUGUACUGAUCGAAAAUAAUUUUGAUAAUUGUAUUUUGACUAUUAAAAUAAAUUGUUGUAAAUAACUAGUGCUUUUAUGCUGCCAUCUAAGCUAAAGUCAUAAUGUGUUUUAUUAUGUAAUUUAUGUUUCUUGCCAUAUAAAGACGAUAAUAUUUAGUUAUCUAGAACAAAAUAGGUCGAAGCGCAUUUUUACGCGUUAUUUGAGGUCACAAUACUUGAAGUUCAAAAUAUUUGUACUCAAUAUUUUUAUUGAUAAAAGAGAAUUUAUGUAUUUCUUAUCUCGAAUUUGUCAAUGUUUACUGCAACGAUUUCACGUUGUAAUAUCUUAUCACAGGAAUUUAUUUACUUAACAGGCAUCUGUUUAUUACGGUAACAAUAUAUGUCUAGAAUAUGCCAUAAAACUAAAACUGAAUAUAAGUUCACUCACAGAUGUAUGUACAAACACAUUUUAGUUAGAAAAAAUGAAGUUCGUCGUAGUCUUAUUUUGUUUUUCUGUCGUGCUGUGUUCGAUGUUGAGAAGUGUUUCUGGUGAUGAAAAAUCAUUGAUUUUACGCCAAAAACGCGAUUCAAAUAUGAGAGAGUUGAUAAAAGAACUUGCAAGGAAACUAAGUGAUUCUGCACACCAAGCAAUUGAAGCAGUAAAAAACUUCACUGCUGGCAUCAAAGAUGAAGUACAACAGUACAUAGAGAAAAUUCAUGCAGACAGACAGAGAUUAAGGAGACGAAUUACAAAGGCCGUUAAAAAAGUAACCGAUAAAUUAUUUGAGGUUGGAGAGGGAAUAUCAACCUGCAUAGAUUCUCAUCGUGAAGAAGCUGAUAAUCUCAUUGAUCAAACAUAUACUAGGUCCAGAAGUUGUGCUGAUGAUCGUAUAAAAGAAGUGAACGAUAUGAUAGACGAUCUUAUCACAGAGUCGAAUUCAGCACUGAAUUAUUCUAAAGAAGUAUUGGAAAGCAUGAGAAAUUGCUCCAUAGAUGAUGAUGGGUCUCUUUUAAAUGUGGGCAAAUGUUUAAGUCCUCUAACAAAUGAGGCUCAGACUACUGGAGCAAUAUUCACUACGAAUAGUGGAAUCUCGAUCGCACGUAUCAACUUGGCUAUCGGGACAUUGCCGGCUGCAUUCGAAAUGUGCGCUGGUUUUAAUAUGAUAAGAGCAACUAUCGGCACUGCAAAAAUAAUAAUUGACAUUGGAAGAUGCUCGGUGAAAUCUGUAAUCGAAUCUUUUGUUGAAAAUAUUUUUCAGGUUUGCGUUAUUCGACAUUAUUGUCUUUUAUUGUUAAUUUUGUUGUCGAAUUACAUAUUUUCUUUGAUCAUGCGUUUUGUACUACUUUUGUUCCUACUUACUUUGUGUUCUCAGGACGUGUACAGUGUCCUGUCUAACGAACAUAAUGUAAAUAAGAUGUCAACUGUACAACGGACUUCAGAGUAUCGACGAAGCGUCGCAGAUUUAUGGAAUAGCGUAAAGCAAAGUGCAAUCAAUGCAUGGGAAUCCGUGAAGAACAUCGCUAAACAUACUGCAGAAAGGAUAAAUAUAUGGGUACAAAACGUAAAAACAAAAGCAAAUGAAAUAAAUUCAAUGUUCAGAAGUCGUCUACAGAACAUGAAAAAAGAAAUGAACAAUCUAAUUGCCAGUAUUAAAGUUUCAGGUAUCCUAGUUAAACAAUGCAUCAAAAGACAGCAGAAAGCAAUAGAAAAAAUCCUAAAGGAUAUAUUAGUAAACGUAACGACUUGCAUAUCACAAAGUACUUACUAUCUACCUAUGCUAGAAGAAACAGGCAAUCAACUAUUGAUUGACAAGGAUGAAUUUAUUGCUAAUAUAGAUAAGGAAUUACAAGCUUGUCUCAAUAACGAAGAUAUUGAUGAAUGUUUUAACGAUGUGAGGAAAAAAGUAUAUAAUGAUUUAGAGAACGAGGAAAAAGGCAUACUAAAAUAUAGAGAUGAAACCAGAGCAAUUGCAGACGAUAUUUUAAACACAAUUGUUUCUUGUACGAGCAACGGUCUUAUAGAAGCUUCCGCUGCUAUCACGAAUACAACUAUACAGAUCAUAAAAUGUGUAUCUGACGCAUCAUUCAACUGAUGAUUACAUUUUACUUAUCGUUGGCUUCUAAGACCAUAAUCCUUGUAUGAAAAAUAACUUUUUCCCUCUCAUUAUCUUUGACAAAACAGGGAUGAUAAUAUGUUUUAACCAGGGAUUCAGUUCUCAGAAACCAACGAUUAAUAUUUGCACAUUAUUUACUCGCAAAAUAUAAAUAAGAAACAAAAUAUGUCAAUU
Molecule: messenger RNA, 2288 nt
Organism: Papilio xuthus (Asian swallowtail)
Lineage: Eukaryota; Metazoa; Arthropoda; Insecta; Lepidoptera; Papilionidae
Exons: 10
Coding region: 483-2093 (536 amino acids)
Source: RefSeq, a predicted model, not a curated record